AUGUUCGGAGGAGAAAAGGAAUGGAGUGUUAAUGGAUUGUCGACUAUAAAAAAUUUUUUAAGGAAAUCAGAAAAACAUGCUAUUUCCCAAAAACAUUUAACUAACCAAGAAAAAUUUCAUCUCUUGGGUAAAGUACGAAUUGAACACGCGAUUUCAGAAGGUCGACGUCUUGCGGCUGUAAAACAUAACGAACAGGUCGGUAUAAAUAGACGUUUAAUUGCACGUAUGAUACAUGUUGUUUGUUUUUUGGGCAAACAAGAACUUGCUUUUCGCGGCCAUCGGGAAAAUAAUGAAUCGUUAAAUAAGGGGAAUUAUCUAGAAUUACUCGAUCUACUGGCUCAAGAAGAGCAGUUGCUUAAAGAGCACUUACUGUCAUCGACAAUAUUUAAAGGUACAUCUCAGUUGAUACAGAACGAUUUGAUUGAGUGCGUAACUUCUGUUUUAAAUUCAAGAAUUUUUAAUGAAAUACAAAGCGUUAAUUACGUAUCUAUUCAAGCAGAUGAAACGACUGAUGUAUCGUGCCGAUCCCAAAUGAGCAUAAUUUUUCGUUAUGUUGUCGACCAAAAUAUUGUAGAACGAUUUAUAGGCUUUUUUGACGUUUCAAAGAAUAAAACAGCCUCUGGAUUAGCAGAUAUAAUUUUAUCUGAAAUUAAUAAGUGGGAAAUUGGAAAUAAAAUUAUAUGUAAAACCUAUGAUGGUGCUUCGGUUAUGUCGGGAGAAAAAAGUGGUGUACAAUUUCGUAUAAGGCAAAUUUAUCCAAAUACAUUAUUUAUUCAUUGUUACGCACAUCAGUUGAACUUAGUAUUGUUACACGGAGCUAAAACAAUAAACCGGUCUACUAAAAGAAGUGAAUUGUUAAGGGAACAAGGUUUUAAACUUCCAAAUCAAUCUGACACUAGGUGGAAUUAUCAUUCGAGAGCUGCUUCUACAAUAAAAAAACAUUUUUUAGAUCUAAAAAAUGCCGUUUUACACGUAACUGAAGAACCAAGUUGGGAUCCUAUAUCCGUUUGUACUGCAUCUGGUCUUUAUGACAAACUUAAUGAUGCGAACUUCGUAUAUUUCUUGGUUUUGUUUAGCAAGGUUUUUUUAUACACAGAUCAUGUAUUUAAUUUUCUUCAAUCAAAAUCCCUUUCGAAUAUAAAAUCUUGCAUUUCCGAAAUUCAAAAUUUAAAAAAAAAUUUGACCGAUUUAAGAAAUGAUUCUAAUGUGAAUAACUGUUGCAACGAAGCAAUAAUAUUAAACAAUACUUUGGAGUAUGAAGACAAAAAACGAAACGAAUUGCGUAAAAUUACAUAUGAAAUACUAGAUUCAUUAAUCAUUCAAAUUAACAUACGAUUUGAAGAUUUUCCAAAACUAGAGUUUGUAGAGAUUAUAAAUGAAAAAAUGUUUAAAAACUAUUACUUCGAAUUUCCUGAGUCAAAGUUUAUCAAGUUAUUACAGCAGUACCCUAAUACUUUUGAUGCAGAUCGUUUACGUAAUGAAUUAGCUGUUAUUUAUGCCGAUGAAAAAAAACAUUUGCCUCCUCAUGAACUCUUAGAUUGUAUAAUAAAAAGUGAUUUACAUAAAGAUAUUUAUCCUCAAGUUACUAAACUUUGUCAAUUAGUAUUAACUAUUCCGUCUACGACAGCUUCUAGUGAACGGUCUAUGAGUACAUUGAAACGUAUUAAGACUUUUCUCAGAAACACAAUGACCAAUGAGCGACUUUCAAGUUUAUCAUCUAUGGCGAUUGAAAAAAAAUUACUGGGUGACAUGGCAAAGGAUCCAACUUUUAUAGACAGUAUUAUUGACGAGUUUGCAAAUAAAAAAGAUCGCAGAAUUGAAUUAGUUUAUAAAAAAAUUUAA
This is a messenger RNA of Aphis gossypii (cotton aphid), 1842 nucleotides long. Its product is annotated as zinc finger MYM-type protein 1-like. Lineage: Eukaryota; Metazoa; Arthropoda; Insecta; Hemiptera; Aphididae. The coding region runs from base 1 to 1842 and encodes 613 amino acids. Gene Ontology annotation, molecular function: protein dimerization activity. The transcript has 3 exons. The record is from RefSeq and is a predicted model, not a curated record.